Brassica oleracea var. oleracea is the source of this 446-nucleotide messenger RNA. RefSeq names its product non-specific lipid-transfer protein 2. The transcript has a single exon. NCBI's taxonomy places the organism in Eukaryota, Viridiplantae, Streptophyta, Magnoliopsida, Brassicales, Brassicaceae. Gene Ontology annotation, biological process: lipid transport. The coding region runs from base 46 to 342 and encodes 98 amino acids. The record is from RefSeq and is a predicted model, not a curated record.
UCUUCUUCUUAUUCUCUCUUAUAGAACUCCAACUUAGAGGAGACAAUGAAGUUUUCUUGCUCAAAACCAGCGUUGUUCACUUGUGCAAUCCUUCUCUUGCUCAUUGUUGCUCAAGAAAACAGAGUUGUUGCAGGACAGUCAUGUGAUCCUAUGCAGCUUAUCCCAUGCGAGGAGGCCAUACUGAAAGGCUCUAAGCCGUCGGAUACAUGUUGCACCAGGCUGAACCAGCAACAACACUGUGUCUGCCAGUACAUGAAGAACCCCAAUUUCAAAUCUUUCCUCGACUCACCAAAUGCUAAAAAAAUCGCCACUGAUUGUCAUUGUCCUAAACCCAAGUGCUAGUCUAUCUUCAUCUUCAGUCUUGUGUUUUCCAUGCUUUAUUGGAUUUGCUGUCGUUUUGUGUCAAGUUUGAUACCCAUCAUGUUUUAAUGGUUUUCUUCAUGGUU